AUGGCUGGUUUUGCUGAUGUUUUUGUUCGUGAAGAACUUCAUGUUCUUGCUAUUGAUGAUAGUCUUAUUGAUCGUAAAGUUAUUGAAAGAUUGCUCAAAAUCUCUUCUUGUAAAGUAACAACUGUGGAUAGUGGAAGAGGAGCUUUACAAUACCCUGGACUUGAUGGAGAUGAUCAGAACUCAGCUGGAUUCGAUGGUCUAGAAGUGAAUUUGACUAUAACUGAUUACUGGAUGCCUGGAAUGACAGGAUAUGAACUCAUGAAAAAGAUAAAGGGAUCAAAAACAUUCAAAGAAAUCCCAGUGGUAAUCAUGUCAUCAGAAAACGUAUUGCCUCGGAUCACUAGGUGUUUGGAAGAAGGAGUAGAGGAAUCCUUAGUAAAACCAGUAAAAUCAUCCGAUGUCAAAAGAUUGAAAAACAACUUGACAACUAGAGAUUCCGAUCAAGAAAUAGUUAUUGAUAAUCUUGAAGAGACUACCCUUAAAAUAAAAUUUCAUGAGACUGAUGAUCAAGAGAUUGUUCAUGAUCAAAAUGAUGAUGAUCUUCAAUCAUCUCCAUCCUCUUGUGUAACUUCAUCAGAUUCUCCAUCGAAAAGACAGAGGAAGACCAUGAAUGAUAGUGAUUGA
Messenger RNA from Papaver somniferum (opium poppy), 624 nucleotides. RefSeq names its product two-component response regulator ARR5-like. The transcript is spliced from 3 exons. Gene Ontology annotation, biological process: cytokinin-activated signaling pathway; phosphorelay signal transduction system. NCBI's taxonomy places the organism in Eukaryota, Viridiplantae, Streptophyta, Magnoliopsida, Ranunculales, Papaveraceae. The record is from RefSeq and is a predicted model, not a curated record. The coding region runs from base 1 to 624 and encodes 207 amino acids.